UGCAGCUCAGGAAGAAGAACGUGCAUUCACAAGGACGGAGCGAACUCUCUUCGUUGGAGGCAGAAGCCUAGGAUAAGGACAGGAGAUGAAUCAUAUGCAGAGCUAGAGGUGCUACCCUGUGGAGGGUUGCCCAUUAAUCAUUCCAAUCAUUUUCGGGUGCAUGCUGUCUGCCAUUCAGGUCAGCAGUGCUCUUUGUCAGCAGAACUACGAGGGCAACGUGAAGCUCAUUGGAGCAAGCAAGCUCAGAGCAAGGUACUGAACUCCCGCCCCCCCUCCCAACAAGUCAAAUGUCUUCUCGGUCCCUCCUCAGCGAGGAAGACUAUGAGGAGCUGCUCGAGGAGAUUCACGGAAGGGCGAGAAGCAACUGCCUGCCCAGUGUUAAAGAGCUUUUAGGACAUGAGGACGAAACAUUGCAUGACACCUUGGUAGAACCUGAUGCUGAGGUGGGGGAGCACAAGGCCAGGCUGCAUCGGCGCCUGUCAUUUGCUGAUGGGACAAGUUUUGUUGUUGGCGUCAUCGUUGGAAGUGGUAUCUUUGCAACGCCGGGCCAGGUUCUACUCAACGCCGGCAGUGUGGGGCUGACCUUGUUGGCCUGGUUGGCGGCUGGGGUGGUGGCUCUUUUCAGUUCCUUCAUAUAUGCAGAGCUUGGGAGUGCCAUACCCCAUGCUGGGGGUGAUAGCGAGUACCUGAGGCUUGCCUUUGGCUACCCCUGGUCGUUCGCCUUCGUUUACUCCAUGUUCUUCGUCAUCAAAACGGGGGGCCUUGGAAUUGUGGCCAUCACUUUCGCCCGCUACCUCGCCCCCCAGAUCUUCUCCCUAAGCAUCACGGACCCAGAUCUAGAUUCGGACGUCCGAGUCAAGGCGCUGGCCGUGCUGUGCAUAACCAGCCUCACAGUCUUCAACUGCUUCGGCGUGCACGCGGGUGCGUGGCUGCAAAACCUGUUCUCUGUCAGCAAGGCGGCCCUCAUCACGCUCCUUAUUUCGGCCGCUGUGAUGGGCGUCUUCCAAGACCCCAGCAUCGCAGUUGACAACAGCCGGGGACUCUUUGAGGGCAGCUCGCUCACAGGACUCGGGCCCGCCAUGAUCGGCGCCCUAUGGGCCUUCGAUGGCUGGAACGACAUCGUGUUUCUGAGCGAGGAGCUGAAGAACCCGGCCCGGGACGUCUCACGGUGCGCCAUCUACGGAAUAUUUGGCGUCGUGGCCAUCUAUAUCCUGGUCAACAUUUCCUACCUGUGUAUCAUCCCAGCCGCUGCCUUCAAAGUGAGCCAAGUGAUCGCUCUCGACGCCGCCAGCCGCGCGUUCGGGCCGUGGGCCGGAACAUGCGCUGCGCUGCUGACUGCCGCGUCAGUGUUGGGAUCCUGUAACGGGAGCAUCCUGGUGGGCGGGCGAUAUCUAUAUGCCACGUCGCGAGAGGGCCAGUUCUUCUCGUUCCUGGGCCGGGUCAGCCGCAAGACCGGGGCGCCCUACCCGGCACUGCUGACCCAGGGCGGUCUGGCGUGCCUCGUCCUGCUCGCGCCUGCCGCCAACCUCGCGUCCCUCAUCCAGUACUUUGGCGUCGCCGUCUGGCUCUUCUACGGCCUGACUGCUGCGGCGCUCAUCAAACUGCGGCACGACUUUCCCGACCUCCCGCGGCCGUACUCAGUCCGGCCCUACCCGCUGGUGCCCCUUACCAUCAUCGCAGUUGCGGGGUACCUCAUUGUCACGUCGUUCGUUGAGCAACCAUUCCCGUCGUUGUUGUCGCUGGCAUUCGUUUUGUCGUCCGUCCCUGUUUACUACCUUUUCUUCCGAGUCCAAGAACCGGUGGUGACCCGACUGUCUUGAGUUGCGGACGGGCCACAUUCAGAGAUCAUUAGCCCAGGCUUUGCAGAACAUAUAUCGAGCUGCUGCGGAAGAAAAGACUCAGCAAAUAGAUUAUUUCAAGAUUGGAACGUAUCAAUGAGUCGCCUACCAAGCCUGACUACAGUCGUCUUCUUAUUGCGCGUCUUUACUGAAGGUUUUGGAGUUGCAGCCCACUCGACACUUUAGGAACAAUGCAGAUAGGAAGUAUAUAUGGGAUUUGACUGAGGUGGCCAAGAUCAUAGUAGAGGCCAAAGGUGAUUGUCAGGCGCGCAGCUGUAGGUGCAAUAGAUAUGCGCACAAUGCAGACGGAUCUAGGAGAAGAGCAUGUGGAUCGACGCGGAGACAACCGCAGCAAGAAGUUUCAAAUCUGCAGUGUUGCCAGUGAAAAGGGCAGCCCUUCGAAAUAUCGUUUCAGGAACCAUGAGUUAUUGCUCCUUGAGAACUUGACCUUGAGCACAUGCUCAGUAAUUUCUCGGUGACAUCAACUUUGACUCGAUCUUCC
Klebsormidium nitens is the source of this 2340-nucleotide messenger RNA. NCBI's taxonomy places the organism in Eukaryota, Viridiplantae, Streptophyta, Klebsormidiophyceae, Klebsormidiales, Klebsormidiaceae. The record is from the annotation of a GenBank genome assembly.